GGUGAUCAGGGAGAGGUGUGGUGAGACAGGGGUGUCAUCUGCUCUGCUGUCUGUGCUGCUCUCCAGGGAUCAGGAGCUGCUGAUACACGCUGGCCGCGCUAUCGCUCGUAUUUGCUACGAGAGCAGGUGUCAACAGGAGCAGUUGUUGCGUUUGGGGGCGGUCCCUAGGCUGGUCGGAAUCCUGCUGGGUUUUAAAAGCAACCAGGCUCUGGAGGGUGUGUGUCUUGUGGCCCUGUGUAACCUAGGUGACAUGGGAGAGGGGGGGGAAGAUGGAGGUAUAUCGUGGGAGAGAGGCGUGUCGCUAUGUCCCGAGGAGUCUGUGUUUCGUGGCGUGACUUGUCACUCCUGCGGCUUUGGCUCCAUGGUUACAGUCGUCAGACUGACCCAGUGGUCGCCCGGGCAACACACCGUCAGCAUCGAGGUGUUAUCCCGUUACUCCAUCGGGUUCUGGACAAUGCAUAACAACCGCCGGACAGUGCGACGUUCGCCACUCUCUCACCUGGGAACGUGUCCUAGGUUCUACAAAGCCAUCAAGUACUCCGUCCAGAACAUUCCCAACAGUAGAAGCCUCAAGUCACUGAUCUUCCACAUCUUCCUUUGAGAGGGGAAUGGACUACAAACAUGGCAGCAUAUUAUGGACUACAAACAUGGCAGCAUAUCAUGGUUUACAAACAACGCACCAUAUUAUGAACUAAAAACAUUUUUCAUUGACUAUGAAUAUGGUAUUCUAUCAUUGACAAACAGGAGAACUCAUUCACACCUUCUUAGAGAGGAACGGACUACAAACAUGGCAUUUUAUGGACUACAAACAGGUUGACCCUGAAAGUCACUGCAGAUACAUCAGGACUGCAGACAGAAACCGAGAUGACUGUGGGUGUUGUGGCUACAUUUUUUUUCAAAAUUGACAUUAAAGGUUCAAAUGUAUUUCUUUAUUUUGUUUUUAAGAAAUUCUAAAAU
Salvelinus sp. IW2-2015 is the source of this 957-nucleotide messenger RNA. RefSeq lists its product as uncharacterized. Lineage: Eukaryota; Metazoa; Chordata; Actinopteri; Salmoniformes; Salmonidae. Gene Ontology annotation, molecular function: guanyl-nucleotide exchange factor activity. Gene Ontology annotation, biological process: positive regulation of GTPase activity. The record is from RefSeq and is a predicted model, not a curated record. Gene Ontology annotation, cellular component: cytosol.